Molecule: messenger RNA, 1074 nt
Organism: Colletotrichum graminicola M1.001
Lineage: Eukaryota; Fungi; Ascomycota; Sordariomycetes; Glomerellales; Glomerellaceae
Exons: 1
Coding region: 1-1074 (357 amino acids)
Source: RefSeq, a predicted model, not a curated record
AUGCGCGGUGGCACCUCCAACGGCCUCGUCGUUCACAGACGCGACCUCCCUCCAGAAAAUGAAUGGCACAGAGUUUUGCCCGCUGCUAUGGGCUCCCCGGACCCAUAUGGUCGACAAUUAAACGGCAUCGGUUCGGGCAUAUCAUCGACAUCCAAAAUCGUUGUGCUGUCGCCCCCAUCGCGGCCUGGUGUCGACGUGGACUACACCUUCGUGCAAGUCGGGAUCAAGGAUGGCAACCUCGACAUGGCCGGGAACUGCGGCAAUAUGUCUUCAGCCGUAGGGCCGAUAAGCCUGGACGAAGGUCUCAUCAUGGACCCGCCCAUCGAAGAAGUCGAUGGCCAGCAGUUUGCUACCGUACGUAUCUUCAACACCAAUACGUCCAAGGUUAUCUCGGCGCGCUUCAGAGUCAGUGGAAGCCCGCCCAGGUACUCUCCCGACGGCGACUAUGCCAUGGAUGGUGUACCCGGCACCAACUCGCCCAUCACACUCAGCUUCCUGGACCCAGCCGGAGCCAAGACGGGCAAAGCACUUCCCACGGGAAAUGCCUGCGAUUGGCUGCUCCUCCCAGACGCGACUACCAUACAGGCAUCACUGGUAGACGUCAGUAACCCAGGCGUCUUUAUACGCGCUGCAGACUUGGGCAUCCCUCAACCGGAGGACCUGUCGCCACAAACAGUCGAAGCAGAUGCCUCUCUGAAGAUGAAGCUAGACGGAAUCCGGGGCGCCGGCGCUUCUCUUAUGGGGCUGAACCCCGACGUGGAGAGCAUCCCCAAGAUCGUGCUGCUCUUCUCCGAUACCCGCUCGCCCGAAGUGGACAUCCGCUGCCUGGCAAUGUCCAUGGGACAGGCGCACAAAGCUGUUCCACUGACGCUUGCGCUAUGUCUCGGUGCUGCAAGUCAGCUUCCGGGCACCAUUCCGGCCCAGCUCGCCGGGAAUCGAUCAAAGACCUCCAUCGUCAUCGGCCACCCAAGCGGCAAGGUAGACAUCGGAACUACUUUCGAUGACGGGAAGAUCAGGUCGGCAGAUCUCCACCGUACAGCACGAGUGCUGAUGAAGGGAGACGUGUACUACUAG